Messenger RNA from Nelumbo nucifera (sacred lotus), 1334 nucleotides. RefSeq names its product Ribosomal protein S18. The record is from RefSeq and is a predicted model, not a curated record. Gene Ontology annotation, biological process: translation. NCBI's taxonomy places the organism in Eukaryota, Viridiplantae, Streptophyta, Magnoliopsida, Proteales, Nelumbonaceae. Gene Ontology annotation, cellular component: ribosome; mitochondrial small ribosomal subunit. Gene Ontology annotation, molecular function: small ribosomal subunit rRNA binding; structural constituent of ribosome.
GUUUUGCUCUCGCACAAUUCACCGCCCAUUGGUAUUAGAGACUUGCUUCCGACCUCACCAUACCCUGGCUGGUUGUUGCCCUUGAGUUCGACGACCGUGAUCAGCGAGAAACCGCAGGAGUGUAGAAAUGAAACUUAUUCGAGUUACAUUAAGGUCCAUAAACGGCAGCUCGUUUUUGUCGCGCCAAUGUCAUCGGCCCUGGAUGGCUAAAGCUCUGUUCACUAGCAGUACUUCAGGUAAUGAGAUUAAUGACAAUGGGACCGGAAAUUCCUUUGAGUCAGCUGAUGAUUUUGAGAGGCGUAUAUUCAGUGGAUUUUCUGACAGUAGGUCAAACAAUGAUGCAUUCUUCCAGAAACUUGAUAGACUUGAAAAGGCUCAUGGAAGAUCUGGUUUUGGCUCUAAGGGUGGAAGCAAUAAUUCAGAGUUUUUUGAUGGUCUAGAUGAAAGUUUCAAUACAUUGUCAGAUGGUAUGGAUGGGAAGCUGAAGAAAGCUGCCACAUACUUUGAAUUUAAUCCUGAUGAGAUAACAGGUGAUGACUAUUCAUUCAGAGCUGAUGUGACUUUUAGACCUGGGAUGACAUAUGAUGUUAAGGAUCUUGAUCUUACAAGGCCUGGAGUUCCCAAGCCUUUCAAAAGGUCUCAAUUUGAAACCACAACAGAGGAAGUACUUAGGAAAGCUGAUUUUCGGAAUGUGAGAUUCCUUGCCAACUUCCUUACAGAAGCAGGACUUAUUAUCAAAAGGAGCAAGACAAAAAUUAGUGCCAAAGCCCAGAGGAAGGUAGCUAGAGAGAUCAAAACAGCCCGAGCUCUUGGCCUCAUGCCUUUUACUACAAUGGGAACAAAACCAUUUAUUUUUGGGAAAACCAUGGAAGAUCGUGACGAGGAUGAUGAAUAUGAUUAUUAUGAUUCCCCUGUAGGGGGCCUAGGGGCUAGUCAGGACCCUGUUGAAGAGUAGCACCUUCUAUGAUAUUGAUGGCGUUUCGGUUGGUUAUUUGUGUUUUUUUUUUAUAGAUGUUAUUUGUGCUGUUUAGUGUUUUGAAAACUAUCAUGCAUUUUUUGUAAUUAGAAGCCAGUAAUUUGUUUGGUUUCACUUUCCAUCAUAGUACUAAAUACUGGUUAAAGAAAGAGAAAAAUUCACUGCCGGGUUUAGGGGGUCAUAAACAUUAGCUGUGAUUCUGUGAAGGUGGCCUGCAUGUGGUAUCCUUUGCACUUCUUGCUUCUUGGCUUGGGUUUGUAAGUCAAGGACUAUGGAGAAAAGGAAUUGUCAUCUCAUACUGAAGCACAACUCCAUCAUCUCUUUAAUUCUCAAAAAAUUCCUUUCAUUGAACUUUUAA